AAAAAAACCAACCGGAAUCAGAGAGAAGCAAGUAAGCGAGAGAGAGAGAGAGAGAGAGAGGGGUUUGGGCGGAGGUGGUGAUGACGAUGGACAGAGAGAAGGAGAGAGAGAUAGAGCUGGAGAGUGCAAUGUACACUAACUGUUUGCUUUUAGGGUUGGAUCCGGCCAUUAUCGGAGUCGGAGGCUCCAACGGCACACCUAGAGUCGGUUUGUUCCGUCACUCAAACCCUAAAUUGGGUGAACAGCUUCUCUACUUCAUCCUAUCCUCCCUCAGAGGCCCAAUUCAAUCUGCCAAAGAUUUCGAUAAGGUUUGGCCAAUCUUCGAUUCGGCCCAAUCACGGGAUUUUCGAAAGGUCGUGCAAGGGAUUAUCAGCGAGCUAGAAUCACAAGGGGCUCUUCCGAGAAGCAAUUCGAGGGUUUCUUCACUUGCCACGUGCUGUGGACCGAGGUUUGUAGAACUUCUGUGGCAACUUUCUCUGCAUGCUUUGCGAGAGGUUCAUCGACGGACAUUUGCAGCUGAUGUGGCUUCUAACCCACUUCCUGCAUCACUGACAGAUGUGGCCUUUUCACAUGCAGCUACACUACUUCCUGUAACCAAGGCUAGAAUAGCUCUUGAAAGAAGGAGGUUUCUUAAGAAUGCGGAAACUGCAGUGCAACGGCAGGCUAUGUGGUCAAAUUUGGCUCAUGAAAUGACUGCAGAGUUUCGUGGACUUUGUGCUGAAGAGGCUUAUUUGCAGCAAGAGCUGGAAAAACUGCAUGAUCUUAGAAACAAAGUGAAGUUGGAAGGAGAACAUUGGGAUGAUCUUGUUUCUAGUUCGAGUCAGAAUUCUCAUUUGGUAUCAAAAGCUACUCGUUUGUGGGAGUCUAUAUUGUCCCGUAAAAGCCAACAUGAAGUUCUUGCUUCUGGCCCCAUUGAGGACUUAAUUGCUCACCGGGAACAUAGGUACCGCAUCUCUGGAUCUUCUUUGCUUGCUGCUAUGGAUCAAAGUUCUCAGGUUCCUUAUGCAGAUGUCUUAUCUGUCCAGUCUGGUGGCCUAACUUCAUCACAUCUGGAUGACAAAGAGCAAGGUGAUGGAUCAUAUGUGAAUGUUAAUAAGGAAAAGAUGAAGACCAAUUUAGACUUAUCCCUUUCACAAGUAAAUGAUGAAACACUUUCUAGAGCAGAUGAAAGAAGUGGAAGGGUCCACCCAACUGUUGAUGUAGCUGAAAUUAUCAGGCGAUGGACUCAUGCUUUACAACGUAUUCAUAAACAGUCGCUUCAUUUGGCAAAAGCUAAUGAUGGAGAAGGUCCAGAAAUUUUACGAAGUGGUCAUGAUGGUGGUUCUAGUGGGCAUGCUGAAUCUUUGGCUGCAACUCUCACUGAGCAUCAGCAACAUUUAGCUAGCUUUCAGGUGCUCAUUAACCAACUGAAGGAGGUUGCUCCGGCCAUACAGAAGUCGAUAUCAGAUUGUACAGAGAAAGUUAAUAGUAUAUCCUCCAAUAUGCCUCCAAUGGCCAGCCGUCCUGGCCGUUCAACAUCACCUAUCGAAGCACAUAGCAGCGGACGAACAGUGGAGAAUAGUACUGAUGACAUGGCUGAGGUGACUUCAAAGAUGUCUACUGUUCAGCUUGACAAGGUGUCAGUGAGUCCUACUUUAAAGCUCCCGCAAUUAUUUACUUUGACACCUAAUUCUUCUGGAAAAGGUGGAAAUGUUCAGAAGCGUUACUCUUCAGCUCCUCAGACUAACCAAGCAGAAAAUCUGUCUGAGAGGAAAUCUUUGGAGCAACCUUUGUCAAAUAAUCACAUAGAUAGUCUAUCACAAGAUAGUGACAAUUCAUUUGUCCUGAAUUUAAAAAGAUCUGUUAGAGAAGCUGCUCUGUCAACACAAUCCUUCAAUUCAGAAUCAUCAAGAGAAAGUCGUUCCGAUGAAAGCUCUGAGCACUUCUUCUUACCUCUUUCAGCAUCUGGUUUUUCUCGUCUUAGCCCUGAAACUAAAGGGAAUUCAAUAAGGAGUAAAAGGUUGUUUGCUUCUCAGACAGAUUCUUCCUUGCUUGAAAGCCGUGCUUCUGAUGCUCACGUGGAGAGCAAGUAUGGUGAAUUAGCUGACGUAUUGAAUGGUUUGGAUUCACUAAAUGACUAUGACCAAGUAAAUGGGUUUCUUUCUGUUGAUGGUUCAAAUGGUUUUUCUUUUGAUGCACAAAGGUCGCUUUAUGACAUUGACGAAACUCAGGAUCAGGUUUUUUCACCUCCUUUGCUAAUGGACUCCUCGCUGUUAGCAGAUUCGUAUGAGGACUUGCUUGCUCCACUAUCGGAGACUGAAACGGCCUUGAUGGAUCAUUGAAUUAGAGUACGAGCAACCUUGUCAUUUGUUUACAUUUUGAUGUAUUUUACAUUGUAUAUGGUUGACAGAUGCCCAGGACCGACUUUAGGGGACUCAGAAAGAAUUCCCCUCCACCCUACCCCCAAAAAGAAAACAAAUCAUGUUACGUAUAUGGUAUUUAUUAUAUUCAUUUUCUUCAA
Ziziphus jujuba (common jujube) is the source of this 2500-nucleotide messenger RNA. RefSeq names its product AUGMIN subunit 6. The coding region runs from base 81 to 2321 and encodes 746 amino acids. Gene Ontology annotation, cellular component: mitotic spindle microtubule; HAUS complex. The transcript is spliced from 13 exons. Gene Ontology annotation, biological process: spindle assembly. NCBI's taxonomy places the organism in Eukaryota, Viridiplantae, Streptophyta, Magnoliopsida, Rosales, Rhamnaceae. The record is from RefSeq and is a predicted model, not a curated record. Gene Ontology annotation, molecular function: microtubule binding.